This is a messenger RNA of Orbicella faveolata, 8364 nucleotides long. RefSeq lists its product as uncharacterized. Gene Ontology annotation, molecular function: nuclease activity; 3'-5' DNA helicase activity; four-way junction helicase activity. Gene Ontology annotation, biological process: double-strand break repair via synthesis-dependent strand annealing; interstrand cross-link repair. The record is from RefSeq and is a predicted model, not a curated record. Lineage: Eukaryota; Metazoa; Cnidaria; Anthozoa; Scleractinia; Merulinidae.
AAAAAAAAAACUAACCAACUAACAAUAAAGCGUAUAAUUGAACGGGAAACAAAGAAAAUAGAGAGCUCGAUGAGGUUCAGCCUCUCGUCACCAGAGAACCAAAUAAGCGCUCCAGGAUGGAAUAAAAGUUGACUGUUAGUAGACUGGUGACUAGACUACCAUAGAAUGUCACUAAACGCUGAUUGGUGAAUUUUUGUCACAUGAUCGUAGCGCGCAAUUUUUCAGUCGAUCACAUAAUCAACAUGGCGGCUCCGUGGGCGCGAAGAGGGUGAAUGAUGAAAUGUCGUAUUCUUUGCCAGAAUGUAGAAUAAAAGCCAGGAAGACACGUCUGUACAUUCUUUGUGUAAGGCUGUGUAGAAUGAACUGGUUUUUUUUUGGCGAAGCUUUGGUUAGUGAUGCAAAAUGAAGAAAUCAAAAGUGAAUCAAGCGACGCUGUUUCAAACCAGUUGGGGUCAUUCAGCUCAAUCUUCCACGUCCAGAAAUCCGAAUUCGAACAGGAAUGAACCGAAUACCAGUCAAGCUCAUAAGGGGGCUUGCAGCUUGUUUGACCCAAACGAAAUGGUAGAGUUGGAAGAUGACGACGACGACGAUGAAUUGCUGGCUGCUGCAGAAGGAAUCAUUCCUUUCGACGAGGCCAAGUUCCGAGCUAAAUACAAUGGCGGUGGACAAAGGAAGGCAACUAACAUUACAUGCAAUCCGGAUGAUGCUGAAGUUAUUCCUGGUUUCGAUCUCGAAGCUGGAAAUGUUUGGAUCUACCCAACGAAUUAUCCUAUAAGGAAUUAUCAGUAUAAUAUUGUAGAACAAGCCCUAUUCAAGAAUACUUUAGUGACUUUACCAACGGGUUUGGGAAAGACUUUUAUUGCGGCUGUCAUCAUGUACAAUUUCUAUCGGUGGUACCCGCAGGGAAAGGUGAUAUUUAUGGCGCCCACAAAACCACUGGUUGCACAACAAAUUGAAGCUUGUUACAAUAUUAUGGGGAUUCCACAGUCUGACACUGCUGAAAUGACAGGAAACAUGGCUCCUAAUAAACGACAAUCCAUGUGGCAGAGCCGGCGAGUUUUCUUUCUCACUCCUCAAGUUCUUCAGAAUGAUUUGAACCGUGGAUCAUGUAAGGCAGAAGAAGUUGUUCUUCUUGUGGCUGAUGAAGCUCACAAAGCGCUUGGAAAUCAUGCCUACUGUCAGGUUGUUCGUGAAAUCUCUGGUUACACCAGGAAUUUUAGAGUACUUGCCCUCAGUGCAACACCUGGAGAUAAUCCUGAGGCUGUCCAGCAAGUCAUCACCAAUCUUUUGAUUUCACACAUGGAGCUUCGUUCUGAAGAGUCAAUAGAUAUCAAGCCCUAUACUCACAGCCGAUUGGUGGAAAAGGUGGUGGUCUCACUCGGAGAGGAUAUUGCUAAAGUUAAGAAUUCAUUUCUCAAGAUCUUAGAAACUAUUGUAGGCCGGUUGUUUUGUCAGCGAGUUCUGUGGAACACUGAUCCUCAGCGAGUCAGUAAAUUUAUGUUGUUGACAGCACGAGAUCAAUACAGGAAACGAAUGAACGAACAAGGAGGAUUUGAUCGUAAUCGUCAGGGGCUGAUUGAGGGGGACUUUGCCAUGUGCAUCAGCCUGUACCAUGCAUAUGAGCUCCUACUACAACAUGGCAUCCUAUCAUUCUACAACUUCAUCAAGGCGAUCAUUGACGGAACGAAAGGAAUGGCGCGGGCUAAGGCCGAAAUCACCAAGAACCACGAAUUUACACAACUCAUGGAUGAAUUACGAGAAGAAAUUGAACCCCCGAUGGAAAGCAGUGCGAAUGAAAGCCUGUUGUUCUCACAGUUUUCGCCGAGAAGGCGUGCUCUUAUGAAUGUACCGAAGCCCAGCACUACAUUCAAAAGUCAUCCCAAGCUAUUGAAACUGAAAGAGAUUGUUCUUGAGCAUUUUGAAAAGUUCCAAGACAAGAGCGGUGAGGAGAAAAAGGGUGUGGCCACGCGUGUGAUGAUAUUCUCUCAGUACAGGGACAGUGUGAACGAGAUAGCGGCCAUGUUAUCUCACCACAAGCCUGCAGUGCGUGUGAUGAGUUUUAUUGGACAGCAAUCAACUGGAAAAAGUACAAGAGGACUGACACAGAAAGAACAGCUUCAGGUUGUCCAGCGGUUUCGUCAAGGAGGGUAUAACACGCUCGUGGCCACGUGUGUUGGCGAGGAGGGCCUGGACAUCGGCGAGGUUGACCUCAUUGUAUGUUUUGAUGCGCAUGCGUCACCAAUCCGUCUGGUACAGAGAAUGGGGCGAACUGGAAGAAAGAGAGAUGGACGAAUAGUUAUUCUUGUUACUGAAGGCAAAGAAGAACAGGUUUACAUGAAAAGUCAGAGGAGCAAAAAGUCAAUUCACAAAGCCGUGACGCAGGCAGCCAAGUCAUUUGAUUUGUACACGAACAAUCACCGCAUGGUUCCGCGGCAGAUCACUCCUGCUGUGCUCAAAAUGGAGAUGACAGUUGGAAAAUUUGUUGGUCAAAGCAAAGGCAAGAAAGAGAAAAGGCCUUCAGACGGAGCAAACAUCAAAAACUUCACUACGAAGUCAUCAACAGCCACAUCCAAGAAGAGUGACGGCUUUUUGACCUACGAAGAAUUGGUUUACUGGCAAGAGCAUUUCAAGCUCCCGGAACACGAAGCAGGCUUGACGCCAAAGCUCUCUGUCACGAAGAAAUCAAGGCGCUCGUUAUCAGAAGCUAAGAAACCUGUCACGCAGCCCUCUCUGUCGGAAUGGCUCCCUUGGCAGACCACACCACAUGUUGUUAAAGCUGUCACGCACUCUCGUCGCACGGAACAUUUAGUUGAACUGUUAGAGUUCACGGAGCUUCAGGGCGGGCGAGGAGAUGACGAUGAAAGUUAUGAUCUAGAAAUGAUGUCGUUUUUGAACGAAGAAGACAUCUUAAAGCCCGGGCAAAAAGAGGAAGAUGCAGAGGAGAUCCUUGUGGUUGAAACUGAUCCGGAUGUUGCUUGCGAGGCAGACGAAGGCGCAAGUAAAAUUACAAAGAAGGGAAAGAAGACUCGAAAGAAACUUCAAAUGGAAGAUGAGACUGACGCGGAAAAUGAUGGACAAAGUUCGAGGAAAGAAGGGAAUGGUGAAAAUGGCAACACUGCAAAGAAGAAGAGUAAGGGAUUUAAAAAGCGCUCCCCGGAGAACAAAGCACGCUGGAAAGCGUUUCUUAAUCAGUUUGACAACCAGGAAGAUGAAGAUUUCGAAAGUGAUGGUGCGAAUGCUGCCGUUGUGCCCGAUGAAGACAAGGUUGUUGAUAAUUGUUUACAAAGAGCGGAUGACGAAGCACUUGACGAUGAUUUGCCAGACAUAGGGGAUCCUUGGAAACCAGAUGAUAAGCCCGCAGGAGUUGAUAACAACCAUACAAGACUGAACGAUAACAACAAAGCAGCAGCGACACACAAAGAAAUAACGCGCACUCAAGAAUGCGAUGGUGAUGAUCUUUCUGAUGCCGCCUCUGACGAAAUGACAAAUCUUUUUCCUGCCGGAACUCCUUACUCUCAGGGUUCUGUUCCAGGUUUUCAGCUACAAAAUGAGCGAUUUCCAUUACUGAUGGCCUCAGUGCCGACGCCGCCCUCACUAGACGCGUUGGACAAGAUGAGUUUAUCGUCUGCAGACGUAGAACCUGAGGAGUUUAACAUGGACUUUGAAGAGAUUCAGCGAAAAUAUUUUGGAGAAAAACCGUUUGAAAAAGACGUGAUGGAUAAAUCAGAACCAGUUUCACCGAGUUUGUCACCGAGGGUUUGUUUUGAAAGUGAGUUAGAACCAUUUCUCAUGGGAGACUUUCUUCAAGACGAGGAGAAAAAUACUGACGCUGAAGCAAGUGAAGGCGAAAUGCUAAAAAUGAUUCGUAAUGAGAAGAAAGGUCGGGUUACCUCGACUUCAGAUUGUUCUUCAGAAACUGCAACCAAAACCCGUAUUGACAAACCUACCCGUGGAGAAAUGCGAUAUCGAAAUUCUGAAAACCAGAAUUCUAAAUCUGAAUAUGAUUUACGUGGAGAACAAGGCUCGCGAGAAAUCGCGAAGGGGUUCAACAAUCGUGGCGGCACGAAGGAUCGUGACACGCGUGGAAUCUCGAAUGAUAUUGUGGCUGACGUAGGUUGCGAGAGUCCAAUAAAAGGAGAGGAUGCUACUAUUGGAGAAGCCUUCUUCAUGGACGUGACUGACGAUGAUGUCGCUUUCACGAACAUAACGCUGCCCGAAGAUGAUAACGUUGGUGUGAAUGACACCAAAAGCGACCAACGCAAAGACACUGGUCAGAAAGACCUGCUGCUGGAAAGUGAAUGGGUGAGCAAUAAAUCAGCGAAUGUAACAGAAUCGGACGUAAAUGUGUCUGAAACCAGGUUAGGAACGUCAAAACAUGUUGACAAGAGCAAUGUCGCUGCCGCCGGACAAUGUGUAGCUUCAGGUGACGUGGAUCUUAGAAAGUCUAUUAGCAAACUGAGUGCUUUUCAACGCAGUUCCACAAACAAUCAAGAUUCUCACUCUGAAGAGGAGAAAAUUGGUGUCCUGAAAAAGGAAGAAAAAACGUUGCCGAUGGAACCAAGAUCAACUUUACAUGUCCGUACGAGAGGCGAGCACUCUAACUCAAAUGCUAUUUACAGUGAGGCAGAUGUAGGUAUGCUGGAUGCUAGCAGGAGUUCAGGGGCAGCUCCACCUUUAGCAACGAACUUGUCAAACAAAGUACUGUCUAGCAGGUUAGGUAUGAAACCAAGUAAUCACACGGGCGCUUUUCGGGACGGGUUACCCUGUCGGGACAGCGAAGGGGAACGACCCGAGAGAAAAUCGCAUUUGACUGGAUUAACAAGUAGAGAGAGGGUCGCAAGUGGAAAUGACGAUGUUGGUGACAAUAUUGGGAACAAUGUCAGUGGCAAUACAAGUAUCAAAACUAGAGAUGAGGAGGGUGACGGUGGUGACAUCACUGGUAACAAUGUUAGUGACAAUGCUUGUAGGACACCACUUCCAAAGAAGCUUAAGCUGAGCUUAAAAAGAACCUCUCCUAAAGACAAAGGAAUGCCAGCAACGAAAAGGCAGGAGAAACAUUUUCCCGUUAACGAAUUAAAAUCAAUAGACUUUGGUGCAUCAAGAUCGCUAAACAUGAACCCAAAGGAGGAGAAUUUCUGCUCUGCGAACUUAAACGAGCCUGAGGCGAAAUCUUCAUCAUUGGCCAUGAAACAUAAGGACUCGGAAAUGUCAGUGAAACACUCUCUUGCAAUGGGUACGGCUCUCGGAGGCCCAUCACUGGACUGUGAAGACCUCUCAGCAAAUUCUACAAAUUUACGAACUGAAAACGGUAAUGUGGUGGCGGUAAUGGACAGCGAUGAUGACGAUGAAGAAGACAUCCGUCCUGUCGGGAAGGCGAGUUCUCGUAGGAGGCAAGCUUUCUCCAGCCCGUGUUCUCAAGGCUUCAAAAUACCGGCCAAUCCUGGAAAACAAGGUGAUAACCAGCUAAAUGGUUUGUCGUCUCGUCAUCUUCAACUGGUCUCCGAGAGCGACGAGGAGUUCGAAACUGAUAAAUCGGCAGGUCGAAGCCGACCUGAGGCGAACUCUGUCCAAGUUCAAGCCAGGGCUCAGAAGAGAAAUUCUCUUGAAAUUACGUCAAAACAAGGUACACGGAAGUCGCUGGACUCUUUCAGGAAGAAAAACGGCAAAAGAUUCCGCAAUAAUCAUUUCCUAGACGACGAAGCAGAAUUAUCCGGCACUGACAUCAAUGACUUCUCGUCGGAUGAAACAGACGGCGAAGACGAGGACGAAAUGGACAGCUUUAUAGACGAUGCCACACAGCUGACACAAAGAACUCCUUCAGCUACAAAACCGCGACCCACCAGCUCGCCUAUGGACAUGAUGGCGGUUUAUAGACAAUCUCUAAUGAGUCCUCUCUGUGGCGCGUUGAAUUUUAGAACGCCUGCGUUUCAUAAGCAAAGAAGUAAGUACAAAAUGGUUUACAAGUACAGAGCUGAUGAAGAAGAUAGCCAGUCCGCUUCUGAAGCUGAAGAAACCUACGAAACAGUGAGCGUUCUUGAAAACGAGGGCGAAGCAGUGAACGAAAACGAGGCAGAAAGUGAGCAUGAAAAUGAGGCCAUUAGGCGUGGAGGUGAGAGCGCUCAAGCUAACGCUCACGCACGCGCAGACGCACCAUUCGAGGAAAGUCAAAUUGGGCGCCCUGUUAAACGUAUGAAGAGGAAGCGAAUUUUAGACGAUAGCUGUGACGAAGACGUGUCACCCAAAUUAAACAAACAGCGAAAUUUGUCAGAAACUUGCGACAAGGAAAAUAUUUUCGAGAAUAACGCGUUGGCUGUCCCAGAAAGUAGUAAGGCGCAAAUGAGUGUGGCUCGGCAACGGAAGAGUGGUGCAUUUGGGAACUUUUCAAUGAGACCCACGGCAGUAGGACAUCCUUUUCAAGGUGACUUUGUCAAGUCAUCCGAAGCUUUAGCCAAUAAAAAGAGCUUGCGUGACAACACUUCGACCUUGAGGCGGUCAGAGGCCAGCAAAGGGAACAUGCGCAGAUCGGGAGCUUUCGUUGAUGAAUGGAACAAUGACAUCAGUGACAGUGAGUUGUUGGUCGCUCUUGAAGACAAAGUUGAACAGGCUUCCAUUGAUAGAACAUCUGUGAAGAGCUCGAAGCCACAAUCAAACGACAAAUUUCACGAUCAGGACUUCAAAGAAAAUCCAGACGCCAUGGAUAUGACAGAUAACGACGUCUCCAUGGAAAUCAGCACACUUCCAAAUUUCUCCCUUGGCUUCGACUUUUUGUGGGAAGUAACCUCUACGAACAGCGAGAGCGAGGAAGGCAGGAACUCUGCGAAAGACAACGCGGUAACAUUUUUUAAACAAAGGAAUGAAAACUGUACUGGGUCUAUUAACAGAUAUAAUGGCGCAGAGGUUCCAAAUUUCACCAAGAUAACCCAGCAUUCCAGACAAAACUCGGAGAUAUCUUGCCCGGAGUUCAGGGGUCAACUUACGGUGAACAAGGUCAACAUUGAGCAGAUGUCGUGUUCAGCCUUGGAAUCAACAAAAGCUGUACCACGGAAAGUCACAAACUCAAACAUCUUUGGUGGAAGUUCGGUUGUUUCUGAUCAGAGACAGGUUUUUAACAAUUCACUGACGGCGCAGAAUAAAAGUUCCUCACACAACGGUGGUCAGCUUUCUGCUGCCAAUCCGCAUGCAAAGUUGCAAGUUGUUACGCCAUCAUGUCGUCCCAAUAAUGUCGGUACCAGGCCCACGAUUAGUCCGCUACUCACGUCAUCUCAGAAAGACAAGGGAAAGACCGUCAUUUUGGUUGACACUCGGGAGAUCUCCAGUUCUCAGGUGGUAUCGCUAUUGCGCCUAAAACACAACAUCAGGGCGGAGGUGUGUCAGCUGACCAGCUGUGACUACAUUGUCAGUAACAGAAUGGCUGUCAAGAGAAAAACAGCUUCCGAUGUUGCGAACGGAGCCAACAGUCAGAAGCUUGUGGAGUACAUGCGCCGGAUGUGUGAUCUGUACGACAGGCCGUGCUUGAUUAUUGAAAAAGAUCGCGUCAAGCCUGGCGAAACAGAAAAGCACUUCAUUAAAAGCAAAGCCUAUAUCCUCACCCUGACAAGCAUCGCACAGACUCAUGUCAAGAUCAUAUUCAGCGAGUCCCAAGACGAGACGGCUCGCCUUCUGACGGAUCUCGCGGACAUUGAAACUAAAAAGGGAACUGCCAUCACUGCAUGUAUUGCUCUCAGCAAAGAGAGAGAACAGGUAUUCCGUGUUGUACAAAGUAUUCCGCGAGUGAGUUUCGUCACUGCUCUCAAUCUGUGUUCGUCCUUCAACACGCUCCAGGAAAUUAUUAACAGCACUGCGACUGAACUUGAGAGAAGAACCCCCGGUCUUUCAAAUCCGCGUGCAGCCGAGAUCCACAAAUAUCUUCGACACAAGUUUAAUUCCGACAUGUUAGCUGUAAAGAAAUAAAAUGCCUUUUUCAAGUUUCGUGAUUGAACUGUACUGUGUAGAAGCGUAUCUCGUUCACUAACAGCUUGCGUUAUUGAAAAUACGGUUCUAAUCAAUUGUGUCAUAUGAAGAAAGUUACAGUUUAGGAAAUAUAGUAAAAUAUUUUAAUUCAUGGAAAAACGAAUGAAAAACAAGGGGUAUAACAUGCAAGAAUACUCCUAAUGUAAUUGGAAUUUUAAAAUUAAAAAACCGGGUCAAUAUGGUAAAAUAAAUGUUUGUGAAAACCUUGGUUUUUGACUCCUCGUUUGCGUGCGUUUAUUUGUAAAGAUUCUCUCAUAAGGGACGGACCAUUAUGUUUUUGAGGGACGGCGGGGGAGGUGUUGGGCAAUUUUCUGGGGCGUGAGAUUUUUUUCACUCCUUUAGGUUGUGCACGAU